Messenger RNA from Boleophthalmus pectinirostris (great blue-spotted mudskipper), 2516 nucleotides. RefSeq names its product NLR family CARD domain-containing protein 3-like. NCBI's taxonomy places the organism in Eukaryota, Metazoa, Chordata, Actinopteri, Gobiiformes, Gobiidae. The record is from RefSeq and is a predicted model, not a curated record. The transcript has 5 exons. The annotation marks the transcript as partial. Gene Ontology annotation, molecular function: protein binding.
CUCAUUUAUGUUUGACGGACACAAGAGUCUGAAGAGCCUGAAGACGCUCAGAGGUUUUCUAAUAUUCACAGUUUUCUGUUUGACGCUUCAACAAGAUUCUACAGAGUUCUGGAGGAGCAGGUCCUGGUUUAUGUCCAACAGCAGCUGCAGAGGCUCCACAGGCUCCUGGCCUCAGAUUACCCAGAAUGCUCUGAGGGUGAGGAGCUGAGCACAGAGGUUCUGAACAUCACCCUGGACUUCCUGAAGAGGAUGGACCAGGAGCAUCUGGCCCAGCGUCUGAAGAACAGGACUGAAGUUGGAGUUCACUGUGAGAAACUGAAGAGGCAUCUGCAGCAGAGAUUCAGUCGUGUGUUUGAGGGCGUGGCUAAAGCAGGAGACUCCGCCCCCCUGACCCAGAUCUACACAGAGCUCUACAUCACAGAGGGCGGAGCCUCAGAGGUCAACCAGGAACAUGAGGUCAGACACAUGGAGACGGCGUCCAGGAGACCGGUCGCUUCCAGAGACCAUCACAUGUGAAGAGCUCUUUAAACCCCGCCCACAUUCACCACAGCCAAUCCAGGGCAGAGCUGUCAAAAAGAAAGAGGCCAAUCAAGGCAAUAAUGAAUAAACUAUUUGGUAAAAGUAAACCAGACAAAAUAACAAUGAAAGAGGCACAUACAGCAAUGAGAACAGAGAAAACAGAGCAGCCAAUCAGAUUAGUGCUGACGAAGGGCGUGGCCGGCGUGGGGAAAACAGUGCUGACUCAGAAGUUCAGCCUGGACUGGGCUGAAGGCCGGGCCCACCAGGACCUCCAGCUGCUGUUCCCGUUCACUUUCAGAGAGCUCAAUGUGCUCAGAGACACACAGUUCAGCCUGGUGGAGCUGCUGCACCACUUCUUCAGUCCAUCCAAAGAUCUCUGCAGCUUCCAACAGCUCCAGGUGCUCUUCAUCUUUGACGGUCUGGACGAGUGCAGACUUCCUCUGGACUUCGGCCAAACCCGGGUCCUGACCGACCCCACAGAGUCCACCUCAGUGCACGUGCUGCUGGUGAACCUCAUCAGGGGGAGCCUGCUUCCCUCCGCUCGCCUCUGGAUAACCACGCGCCCUGCCGCGGCCAAUCAGAUCCCUGCUGAGUGUGUCUCCAUGGUGACAGAGGUGCGAGGGUUCACCGACUCGCAGAAGGAGCAGUACUUCAGGAAGAGGUUCAGAGACCAGGCCACAGUCGUCAUCUCCCACAUCAAGAGCGUCCGCAGCCUCCACAUCAUGAGCCACAUGCCGAUCUUCUGCUGGAUCCUCUCCACAGUUCUACAGAAGCUUCUGGAACAAACAGAGGAACCAGAGCUGCCCCGGACUCUCACACAGAUGUACGUCCACUUCCUGGUGGUGCAGGCCAAAGUCCAGAACAUCAAGUAUCACCAGGGAUCAGGGGAGGACCUUCACUGGACUCCAGAGACCAGGGAGAUGGUGAAGUCUCUGGGAAAACUGGCCUUUGAGCAGCUGCAGAAAGGAAACCUGAUCUUCUACGAGAGUGACCUGAGCGAGUGUGGGCUGGACGCUGCAGCGGCCUCAGUGUACUCCGGAGUGUUCACACAGGUCUUUAGAGAGGAGCCAGGCCUGUACCAGGACAAGGUCUACUGCUUCAUCCAUCUGAGUGUGCAGGAGUUUCUGGCUGCUCUUCAUGUUCAUCAGACCUUCUUCAGCUCUGGAGAGAACCUGCUGGAGACACCACACUCCUCUAAGUGUCCAGACCUUGAAGACUUCUACCGCUCUGCUGUGGACCAGGCCUUACAGAGUCCAAACGGACACCUGGACCUGUUCCUGCGCUUCCUCCUGGGGCUGUCUCUGCCGACCAAUCAGAGGCUGCUGCAGGGUCUGCUGACUCACACAGGAAGUGAACGGACCAAUCAGGAGACAGUAAAGUACAUCAAACAGAAGAUGAAUGAAGAGGGUCUGUCUGCAGAGAGAAGAAUGAACCUGCUCCACUGUCUGAACGAACUCAACGACCAUAGUCUGCUUGAGGAGAUACAGAAGAACAUGAGAGAAGGAGAACUCUCCUCUUUAAGUUCUCCUGCUCUGUGGUCUGCUCUGUCCUUCAUCUUACUGUCCUCAGACUCAGACCUGCAGGAGUUUGACCUGAGGAAAUACCAGCGCUCAGAGAGAGCUCUCCUGUGUCUGCUGCCGGUGGUCAGAGCCUCCACCAAAGCCCUUCUUUGUGGCUGUGGUCUGUCCCCUCACAGCUGUGGUCCUCUGGCCUCAGUCCUCAGCUCCUCCAGUCUCACACAUCUGGAUCUCAGUCACAACGACCUCCAGGACUCAGGAGUGGAGCUGCUGUGUUCUGGACUGAAGAGCGCCCCCUGCAGACUGGAGACGCUCAGGCUGUCUGGAUGUCUGGUCUCAGAGAGGGGCGGGGCUGCUCUGGCCUCAGCUCUGAGCUCCGCCCCCUCCCACCUCAGAGAGUUGGACCUGAGCUACAACCAUCCAGGACCCUCAGCAGAGCUCCUGACCGCUCUACGGGACUGUCAGACCACACUGCCCCCU